Camellia sinensis is the source of this 1533-nucleotide messenger RNA. RefSeq names its product putative uridine nucleosidase 2. Gene Ontology annotation, molecular function: purine nucleosidase activity. NCBI's taxonomy places the organism in Eukaryota, Viridiplantae, Streptophyta, Magnoliopsida, Ericales, Theaceae. The record is from RefSeq and is a predicted model, not a curated record. Gene Ontology annotation, biological process: purine nucleoside catabolic process. Gene Ontology annotation, cellular component: cytosol.
AUUAAUUAAUAGAACAGUAGCGUUGGAGAGGAUCCGGCGUGGGGAUUUGGGGGGUGACUGUGUUUAAUUUGGGUUGCGGCGGAGCUAAAUUGAGAUGGAAACCACACUACAACCACCAAAGAAGAUCAUCAUCGACACCGACCCUGGCAUCGAUGAUGCCAUGGCAAUAUUUGUGGCAUUGCGAUCGCCAGAAGUGGAAGUGAUUGGACUCACAACCAUUUAUGGAAAUGUCUAUACAACACUCGCUACAAGAAAUGCUUUGCAUUUGUUGGAGGUUGCAGGGAGGACUGACAUCCCAGUGGCUGAAGGAUCUCAUGUCACAAUCACUAAAGGUACAAAACUCCGUAUAGCUGAUUUUGUACAUGGCGCUGAUGGGCUUGGCAACCAAAACUUUCCCCCACCAGAAGGAAAGCCAAUUGAACAGUCAGCAGCUGCUUUCCUCGUCCAGCAAGCUAACCUUUACCCUGGAAAAGUCACCGUGGUGGCCCUUGGCCCUCUUACAAAUAUUGCAUUGGCUAUUCAAUUAGAUCCUGCAUUUGCGAAAAUUAUUGGGCAGAUUGUUGUUCUUGGCGGCGCUUUUGCAGUAAAUGGAAAUGUGAAUCCAGCAGCGGAGGCUAAUAUUUUUGGCGACCCAGAUGCUGCAGAUAUUGUAUUUACAAGCGGUGCUGAUGUUUUGGCUGUUGGGAUUAAUGUUACACACCAAGUUGUUUUGACAGAUACUGAUCGUGAUAAGCUGGCACAAUCUGGUGGAAAAUUUGCUCAUUACCUGUGCAAGAUCUUAGAUGUGUACUUUUCGUAUCAUCACGAUUCUUACUGCAUGAAAGGUGUUUAUCUUCAUGAUCCAACAGCCCUUCUUGCAGCUGUUAAUCCUUCAUUGAUCACUUAUACAGAAGGUAUUGUUAGAGUCCAGACAAUUGGCAUCACAAGGGGCCUCACAUUAUUUUACAACAAACCGAAAAGAUUUGCUGAAGUUACUGAGUGGUUGGAUAAACCCUCAGUCAAGGUGGCUGUGACUGUUGAUGCUCCCUCUGUUCUCAAAUUGGUGAUGGAACGGCUUACAGAUUCAUAGAUUAUGCAGAGACUGGAUUCAUUGAUGUUAACUGCUUCUGAUAGUAGUUGUCAAAAUCAAGUCAUACUUGGCCGCCACCGAUGGUUGGAGUUUCUGCAUAAUAUCGAUUCAGAAAUAAUAUGCUUCUGCAUGGUUGGGCACAUGAUGGUUGUCUAUUAUUAUGUUUGGCUUCUGUUUGGAAAAUUUGCCAGUCUUACUGCAUCCUUCAAUGAAAUUAUUGUAUUUCACUACUUUGUAAUAAAGAUGAUUGUGUCUCCAAAAGCGUUUGCUUAAUAAACUUGUGGGCUUCUAUUUUUUUUUGGGGGGUGAAAUGUGAGAAUUUGUGGGGGCAUUCCCUAAGCUAACAAUUACAUCAGAAAAAAAUAUAUCGAUGAAAGAUUAUAGGGAGAAAUCCCAUGCACAAAUUAUAGUCCUAGAGGUCUGAUUAUUCUCAAUGUUAUUCCAAGAAGCAACUCUUCAUCUAA